Molecule: messenger RNA, 1662 nt
Organism: Bombus pascuorum
Lineage: Eukaryota; Metazoa; Arthropoda; Insecta; Hymenoptera; Apidae
Product: beta-1,3-glucan-binding protein-like
Exons: 8
Coding region: 29-1363 (444 amino acids)
Biological process (GO): carbohydrate metabolic process
Molecular function (GO): carbohydrate binding; hydrolase activity, hydrolyzing O-glycosyl compounds
Source: RefSeq, a predicted model, not a curated record
AUCAACUAAACUGUCAUUUUUAAGAAACAUGUUUCAUUACGACAUUUGUUCCAUUUCAAUUUUCAUAUUAUUAUCAUCGAACUUGACAAGUUAUCUUACACUAGUGAAUUCUUAUGUUGUGCCCACGCCAACGUUCGAAGUGUUAAAUCCAAAAGGAAUUCUUAUAUCGAUAUCGGAUGAGCCCGGCAUACAAUUUUUUGCGUUUCAAGGAAACAUAAAUAGGACUAUUAAGUUGAACGAAGUAGGACGAAUAUCGGGCGAGGUGUAUAAGAAGAAUAAUGGAAAAUGGAUCAUUCAGAAUCGAAAUAUGAUCUUGGAAAACGGAGAUGUUAUACAUUAUUGGACUUAUGUACAAGUUAAUGGGAUAAUGUAUAACAGAGGAGAAGAAACCUGGACAAUUACAGCUACCAAAGAGUUAGUGUUCGAUGAAACAUUCGACAUCUUUAAUAACUCACUUUGGAGACACGAAACAAAAAUACCGUUAAAUCCUGACUAUGAAUUUUGUAUUUAUCACAAUAGACAACAUACAUUUGUAGCAUCCGUUAAAAACGGAAUGCUUAAAAUCAAACCAGCGAUUUUAGAAAACCACUAUGGUGUAAAUGCAACUAUGUAUGGAACGCUACUACUUAGCGAGUGUAGUAGUACGAUUCGAGAUGAAUGCCGACGUAAAGCUACGUCAUUCAGUAUUUUACCGCCUAUUAUAUCUACCAGAUUAAUUACGAAAAACAGUUUCUAUUUCCGAUACGGAAAAAUUGAAAUAAGAGCAAAAUUUCCUGAAGGUGAUUGGUUAUAUCCAGAAAUGUGGCUUAAACCAAAGUACGAUUAUUACGGUCCCGAUUAUUCCAGUGGAUGCAUUGUCCUCGGCCUUGCUCGUGGAAACGAUAAUUUAGUGAACACUGUCGAUGGAAGCAUCUACGAUUCAAGAAGAUUAGAUUUUGGAGUCCGUAUUGGUACAGGUGUAAAUAUUACAAACCACAUGGUUUCUCAGACUCGAGAGAAUGGGCCAAGAUGGACGCAAGAUUUUCACGUUUACACAACAAUUUGGAAUUCCAAAGGAUUUCAAUUCCUUGUAGACGGUGAAGAAGUUGGUAAAUUAAAUCCUCCGACAGAUGGUUGGAUGUAUGGGAAUAAUUUUACCCAAAUGGCUCCUUUUGAUCAAGAGUUUCAUAUCGUAAUUGGUGUGGGAGUUGGUGGUAUUCGCGUAUUUCCUGAUAAAACAAUUAGCUCGGGACACAAAAAACCAUGGAAAAAUAUCGAAGCCAAGGCAAUGUUGAACUUUUGGCAUGCAAAAGAUAAAUGGUUACCAAGCUGGAGUGGAAAAAAUGCUUUCGAAAUCGAUUAUAUUCGAGUAUGGUCAUCUUAAAAAAGAUUAUGUUAUUAAUAAAAUUUACAUAAAAGAGUACUAAGAAAAUUAAUUUGUAAACAAGUUGCAAUUUUUAAAAUUUAAAUAUGAAAUAAUUCUUUAUAGCAUAAUACGUCAAAUAUGUUUUAGAUAUCGAUGCUAUUAGUAAUAACACGACAUUCGUUAUUUUACUUUUUCUUAUUUAUAAUCGCUGUACUCGUGAUCAUAAACACGUACUAAAUAAUUAAAUGCGUAAACUUUAUUUUUACUACUGAAUGUAUUAUUUUUCUGUGACGAAUACAUAUCACAUUUUAAACAUA